Messenger RNA from Populus nigra (black poplar), 853 nucleotides. RefSeq names its product FCS-Like Zinc finger 5-like. The transcript is spliced from 2 exons. The coding region runs from base 120 to 566 and encodes 148 amino acids. The record is from RefSeq and is a predicted model, not a curated record. Lineage: Eukaryota; Viridiplantae; Streptophyta; Magnoliopsida; Malpighiales; Salicaceae.
CCUUCUUGUCUCCUCUCUCUCUCUCUCUCACCAUUCCUAUCUAUAUUUCCCUCACCGAGAGGAAACCCAAAAGCAUGAUAUCUUGCAGUUUUUAAAGAAGUGCUUAGAGUAUAACAAAGAUGUUGCUGGGCAAGAGACCUCGUAAUCCAAUGAAAAGGACGACAAGCUUGACAGAGAUCAAAUUUGAUCUAAACACUGCUAGUAGUGAGGCAGCCCCACCGUCAGAUCAUCCUCAAAAACAGGUGGGAUAUGGUGGAAUGAUAGAUCAACGGUCCUCGGCUGCCACUGGAUCACCAAGAACCAGCCAUAGAAGGGCUUCUGCUGAUUUCUUGGAGACUCCCAGCUUCUUGAGGGCUUGCUCUCUUUGCAAGCGCCGGUUGAUCCCUGGCCGUGACAUCUAUAUGUACAAGGGUGAUAGUGCUUUUUGCAGUCAAGAAUGCAGGCAACAACAAAUGAGCUUAGAUGAGCGAAAAGAGAAACGCUCAUUAGCAUCCAAGAAAGAGGCUGUAUCCUCCACCACCGCAACAGAAGUUUCCGCUAAAGGCGAGACCGUUGCCGCCUUGUAGAGUUAAUUACUUGCGGUCCUUUGAAAAAGAACACUCGCUUAUAUAUAAAUAUAAUCCAAGUCUAUAUGAAUGCGGGUUUUGAUGCAGGCGUAUAUUUUGUAUGCACAUGGGCAAGUUUUGAAGCUCUUCUAAUUUACGUGGAUCCACUGCGCCUACAAUUGAGUCAGCAAGCUAGAAUUAAUGAGUGUUGUCGUACUCCUUCCUAGUUUUUUUUUUCCUGUUUUUUCUAUCGCCUUUUAUUUUGUUUUGUUUUGCUAGUAAUGGAAGAAAGUUGCAGAUUCAGAAGA